CUCAGUGAAUCCACUAGGAUAUACAUUACCUUAGAUUUGCUUCUCCCUAGUGGUGAGGUUUGGCAUAACACACAUCACACAUCUCACACGUCACACACACACACAGACACACACCUGGUCUCUUACGAUAAAUUGUUUAUAAUCCGUGCCACUAACCUACACUCUAUAUAGGCUACAAUAAAUCAUUUUAACUGCCUCGAAAGCACAUUUGCCCGCCUGUUUAUCUGUUCAUCUGACAUGGUAUUAUUAGAAGAGGUCACACUGGCAGUAAACCGGAGGCGUGCACGCCUGCGCGCUCACGACCUGUGCGUGUGAAUUUCCUUCUUGUCACUCACAUGUGUUACAGAGCGAUAGAGAAACUUAAACAGUCGCAGCGUUAGCAGCGAAAGAGGAAGGAAAAUGAAGAUGUACUUUUCAACGGUGGUGAUAUUUACAGGUUGGAUGAUAUUUGUUGGCAGCACAACUGGCACAUCGACAAUAGCAGCAACUACAGCAUCUAGUUCAUCGACAUUGCCUUCUACGAACACAGCAUCAGCAAUUGUCACUGAGGGACUAAAAACGGAUCAGUCUUCCCCAACGGUCAGUACAAAAGAAACAACAACUGAUAUACCUGUGAUUUCCACGAGCACUACGAACGACUCUACAUCAGCUCAGACAACAUCAAAUACAACCUCUAGCGUUAAUACUAACUCUUCAGCAACUGAGCUCACCAGCGUAGUCAACAAUGCGACUAACGCGUCGACCACAAUCUCAACGAGUUUGGUGACUGAAACUCCUGCAACAUCCUCUUCUGCGAGUCUUACCUCAAAGAAAACAACUCCUGCAACAUCAUCUUCAGCGAGUAUUACCUCAAAGAUAACAACUCCUGCAACAUCAUCUUCAGCGACUAUUACCUCAAAGAAAACAACGCUGGGGAGCACGGCAGAGGUUACAUCUACGGUAACUAUUACAACUAAACCGGUGUCCUCUUCUACAAGAGCAACAACCGAGGAAAAGAAAACCAUCUCAACACAAGACAAAAACAGUGCUGAACAAGAAAAGAAGGACCCAGAGGCCUUGAGCUCAGCAAGUGUCGCUGCCAUCGUAAUUGGCUUCCUUGUCAUUGUAUUAAUCUUACUUGGUGGGGCGUACUACUUCAAGAUGCGACGUUCUUCUUACGGACGCCUUUUGGAUGAUACUGAUCACAGCACUGUGGGGAAUUUUCUCAACCCAAUGUUUGAUGGUUAAAAAGGGAAGUGUUCAUGAAGAAACAUUCAUUUCUGAGGAACAACCUACACACAUUUCUUUAGCAAUGAAUACGGUGGCAUCAGAUUCUGUAUUUUGGCCUCAAAAUUCUUCGUCAAUCUUCAUCUAAAUCAUCUAAACAUAGAUCAUACGCUGAAGAGAAUCAUCAAGAAGUUUUUCGAAUGUACACUCUUAAGAAUAAAGGUUCCAAAAGCAGGAUCUCACAGUGAUGCCAUAGAAGAGCCAGUUUUGUUUCCUCAAAGAAUCCUUCAAGAUGUUUAGAACCUUUUUUUCCAGUGGAAUGGAAAGGUUCCAUAGAUGUUUCUACGUGAAACCAUCAAUGCCAAUACGGAACCUUUAUUUUUAAGAGUGGCGAGACUUUCUGAAAGAUUUACUAUGAAGGCUGGAAGUGAUGUCCUAGAAAUUUAAUUUUUGUUUGUUUGUGAAAUGUAUUUUCUUAUUGUACUGGGUAUAUUUUCUGACUAACUAGUUUACUCUGAUUAAAUGCGCACACUGUU
Megalobrama amblycephala (Wuchang bream) is the source of this 1742-nucleotide messenger RNA. RefSeq names its product prostate androgen-regulated mucin-like protein 1 (gene parm1). The coding region runs from base 400 to 1227 and encodes 275 amino acids. NCBI's taxonomy places the organism in Eukaryota, Metazoa, Chordata, Actinopteri, Cypriniformes, Xenocyprididae. The transcript is spliced from 4 exons. The record is from RefSeq and is a predicted model, not a curated record. Gene Ontology annotation, cellular component: late endosome; plasma membrane; Golgi apparatus.